Molecule: messenger RNA, 510 nt
Organism: Drosophila sulfurigaster albostrigata
Lineage: Eukaryota; Metazoa; Arthropoda; Insecta; Diptera; Drosophilidae
Source: RefSeq, a predicted model, not a curated record
UACUUUCAAGAAUUUCUAGUUGAUGGUGUUGGUGGACGUUGAUGGAUGAUGAAAGUAAGAUGGAGAAUUACCUGAAAAAUUUUCCAGGAAUGUGUUUUGCAUCCACACGCUGUGCUACAGUAGAGCCGGGCAAGUCGUGGGACCUGACACCAUUUUGCGGCCGCUCAACAUGUGUUCAAAACGAAGAGAAUCCGGCCAAGCUUCUAGAACUUGUUGAGGAUUGUGGUCCCUUGCCGUUGUCAUUAUCGAACGACAAGUGUAAAUUGGACACCGAGAAGACCAAUAAGACAGCACAAUUUCCAUUUUGCUGUCCCAUCUUCACCUGCGAGCCGGCCAAAUUAGAAUAUCCCGAGGUAGAGAGGGAUACUAACAAGCAAAACUAAGCAGCAAAAGCGCAUGAAUUCUUUGACUAUUCAACUAAACACGAUAACCAUCGGUUUGUUUAAAACUCAUAUGUAUAACUUUCUCAAAACCCAGAGUAAUGUAUGAAAUAAAUUAUAGUAUAGAGUU